GUUGACCCGAGGACGUGUGGGUUUUUGAGAAGGUGACAUCUGUGUGAGGAAGAUAAGUCUUCUGCUCACCAUCAGCCACUCAGAACUUCAAACAAGCUCCGAGUGCGUUGCUCACUUAAUCCGGAUUCUAACCUGCUCCCAAGUCUUUAACCAUGAGGACAUACGUUUGGAUUUAUCAUGCUUUGCUCUGUGUUCUGCUCACUAUUGUGGAAACAGGUUGCUGCAGAAAGUCUCGUCAGUUAUUACAGAGGUAUGAAAAGACUGAAAGCCACAUGCUCGUUUGCACAGACUGUCCUCAGCUCCCAUUGAUACGAACCAGCAAUUCAGAGGAACGCUGUGCCCGGAAAUGCAAAGUGAAGAAAAACUUCAACUGCAGAGCCUUUAACUUUCAGCGGCACAGCAAGAAAUGCCACUUGCUUCCUUUUGACCGUUUCACCAACAAUGUGCAGAAGCAGGCCAACAUCAACUUUACUUUAUACGAAAAAAAAGAUUACAUAAGGGAGUGUAUCAUUGGCGCCAUGGACAACUACAGAGGAAGGAGGUCAUGGACAAAGUCAAAUAUCACUUGCCAAGCUUGGUCAGAUAAUAACAUCAAUGAGCACACGUUUUAUCCAGAUAGGUACCCGACGCAAGACCUGAGGGACAACUUCUGUCGGAAUCCUAACAACGAUCCCGGUGGUCCGUGGUGCUACACCACAGAUCCCAAUGUACGAGCUGAGGAGUGUGGCAUACCACAGUGUUCAGAAGAUGUCUGCAUGACAUGUAACGGGGAGGAUUACCGGGGCAAAAUGGACCAUACAGAGAGUGGCAAAGAGUGCCAGAGAUGGGACUCGGCAAGGCCUCACAAACACCCCUUCCAGCCCAAGAAGUAUCGGGACAAAGAUUUAAAGGACAACUACUGUAGGAACCCGAAUAACCGCCUCCGUCCUUGGUGUUACACCAUGGAUCCCAAAACUCCAUGGGAGUACUGUAACAUCACUGUGUGUGGUUCAGACCCCAGCGAGGACUCUGAUGUUGAAGUAACAACUUCCUGUGCCCAGGGCAAGGGCACAGACUACCGAGGCACAAUGAAUGUCACCCCGGAGGGUGUGACAUGUCAGCGCUGGGACUCCCAGUUCCCGCAUAGCCACUCCUUUCUUCCGCAGAACUACAAAUGCAAUUUGUGUGUGUGUUAUAGAGACCUCAGAGAGAAUUACUGUCGUAAUCCUGAUGGUGCAGAUUACCCAUGGUGCUUCACUACAAACCCUAAUCAGAGGAUAGCCAAUUGCACCCACAUCCCGAGAUGUGGUGCAGAGGCUACACAAAAAGCAGAGUGUUAUGAAGAGAAUGGAGAGACGUAUCGGGGCACUUUAUCCAUAACUCGAUCAGGGAUUCCCUGUGCAGACUGGUCACAUCACAUAAACAGUGGGGAUUCUCACUCUACGGUGUCCCAUGUAGGGCUGGAGAAGAACUACUGCAGGAACCCAGAUCGCGACAGACACGGCCCCUGGUGUUACACCAGUCCAAAUAACCGCUUGGCCUGGGAUUACUGUAAACUAAAACACUGUGAAUCAGCUACAAAGGCUCCUCAGACAAAUAUUCAAACGAGGCCCAAGAUAUCAUGCUUUGUGCACAUAAACACCAGAAUAGUUGGAGGACAUCAAGUGCGAGGUACAGAUGGCAGCUGGGUUGUAAGCAUCCAAAGACAGAAGGUCCAUUUGUGUGGUGGCUCACUAAUCAGAGAGAACUGGGUUUUGACAGACCAGCAGUGCUUCACCUCCUGCGUUCCAGAUCUCCGGGAUUACAGCGUGCAGGUCGGUCUGCAUCACCUCGAUGAGUCUAAAAACCGACCACGACUACGAAUCUCUCGCCUGAUCUGUGGCCCAGACGGCUCCAACCUAGUAAUGUUGAAGCUAGCAGAUCCUGCCCCUGUGUCUGAAGGUGCAUCCACCAUUCAUCUUCCCGUGAAAGACUGUCGCAUCCCUGAAGGCACCAACUGCACCAUGUAUGGAUGGGGGGAAACCAAAAAUACUGGACACGAUGAAGCCCUUAACACUGUAAUCAUGCCGAUGGUGGACAACGACAUGUGCUCGCAAAUCAAAGAAGACACCGGGGAAAGCAGAAUAUGUGCUGGUGGGAAAAGGGGAGAAGGCGUAUGUGAUAGGGACUACGGUGGCCCACUGGUUUGCCAAGAACAUGAGCGCAAAGUCAUAAUUGGUGUGAGCAUCCAAAGGACAAAAUGUGCCUCAUCACAGCCAGCACUUUUUGUUAAUGUUGCUUUCUACUCAGGGUGGAUAUACAAAGUCUUCAGACUUUACCCGAAUGUGUAAAGAAACUAAUGGAGUGGUGUGAAAAGCAACCCACAGGGGACUACCAUAGCUUGCAAGAGCUGGCAGAGGAACUUGGGCCACAAAGACUUCUCCAACAUGGAUUAUUGGGUGGCAUACAGAAAAUGACUGUGUGAUAGUGACAAGUUUGGAUUUUAUGGUGGAAUCUGUCGCCAUCUGUAGAUGACAUAAACUAGAAAUUGGAGACUGGAUGCAUCUAAUUGGCUCUCACCCAUUCUUCGAUUUUGCAGAUGAGGAGAUCUCGGUGUUGAAGCUCGAUACCAUUUUCGAAAUCAAAGUCUUGUGCACAUAAACGGCGUGCAAAUUGUUUUUUGACAUGUUCAGAAUUUCUGAAGCCAUGCAAACAAUGACAAUGAGGAGGACACUUGUGAUUCAGUAUUAUCUCCUGGAAUAUACUUGAACCCAACUCUCUGGUGGUUAUCACUUAAGGUAGCCUUCAUUGACUGGGACCUUUUUUUUUUUUAGAAGAAGAAGAAGAAGUGUUUUUUUUAAGUGUCGAGCUGGUCUUUUUACCUUAAACACAAGCGAUGGGGAUUGACAUAAAUGUUGCCUUCAUGACAAAAAUAGGUACUUAUCUGGUAUUAAGGUGCUUAAUGAUUAUCACAGCAACCAAAGGUGUCCAAGAAAAGAAAAUAUAUGAGUGAAAAUGUCAUUGUAAUCUGCCUAUUAUGUUCCCUUUGAGAAAAUAGCCUUUCAGCCUGGCAGUGCUAAUUAUGUGCAGUAGCUGAACUACCUUUUCCCCAGUUAGCUGUAACUAUUAGUUUCCCCCAUGAGAGGGUCUAAGUAGGACUGAGCAAACUGCUCCAAAUCUUAUGCUAAUAUUUGUAGCAUGAGAGAAAGACGAGCCAUGCCAAAUAUAACAUGGCUAUUUGGUCUCCAGUAUGGAGGGAACUGUGGCCCCUGGCGGGCUGUGUGUGGUCAGUAGGAUAUUUUAUACUUCUUUUUUUUUUUGUUUCAUGGAAAGUGACUCUGUAUGUGGAUACCUGCAGAUUUGUUAUGUUUCCGCUGUGCUGUAUAAAUUUAUAGGUCUUAUAGAUCUGGAAUAUUUUUGGGUCACUCGGUAAUGUCAGAUUGGCUUAUUUGUGCUGAGUAUGUUUAAUAUUUAAAGAGACUGCUUGCUUUUAAGUAAUGUAUAUUUAUUUUUCUAAAUGAAAAAAACUGUUCCAAAACGAAUUCGUAAUUGCGUAUGAUAUUUUGAUGAUAAUUUCUUGUUUCGAAGAAUUACAGAUCUUUAAAUAACUGUGGCGCAAACCUGGCAUUUAAAUAACACAGACCAGAGCAGAAUAUUAGGUACAAUAUGCCUCACAUGGCCAAACUUUGUUUCAUGGUAUUGUUUUGCCCACACGGAAAUUUUGAAUCUAGGAGGAGGUGGGGUAUUUUCUUAAGGCAGUGAUAGUUGAGAUGGGGUGAAGGAGACAGACUACCAUUUAAGUUCACAUUCACACCUACAGCCAAUUUAGCAUCUCCAGUUAACCUAAUAUGGAGGAGGAGGAAGCUGAAGCACACGGCGAAAACCUACUCAGGUACAGGCUGGUUGAUUUGAACCCGGGAUGUUCUUGCUGUAGCACAACUACUGCAACCACUGUUCUAUACUUUAUUUUAGCUCAUAAAGGGACCUGGACAUAUUGUAAAAGAGUUGAUGAUUAAUCCAGUUUUUGCUCAUAUUAAUAAAGAUUGUUUCGGCUCAUCCCUUAUAAGGGGUCACUACAGCGGAUGGAUGUGCAUAUUUGAUUUGACACAUUUUCCUGUACCCUCCGAGGGAUCUCAAGCUCAAACCAGUGAUCUUUUGCCUGUUAGGUGAAUAUGUUAGUCACAUUUUUCUUUAACAUUGAUGUUAGUUAUUAAUCGUGUUUCAUGCAAAGGGAUAAACAAGAUGAACAAAAUCAUCAGGGGGGAAACAUCCCUACAUGAAAAAUUAGAGCAUAAUUGACUUUUGACACUUUCAACUUUGCAUUACACAGAUUAGAAAAAGUAAAUAUGUGGUUUGCUUACAAGAAUCUGAUUCCCACAACUUUAGAAUAACCAGAACUUAACCUAAUGAUGCCCCAAGUGGCCUUGUGUUUCUCAGCUAUCAACAGCAGUGUAGCUGUGGGGAUGUUUGUGCAUGUCGCAACAGCAUUUAAAACCUAAAAUUCUAACUCUCAGUUCUAAAAUAACCGCUGCAAAUAUCAUGUUGGAAAUGGUACAGUAGAGUCACAAAAAAAUGAUAUAUUUGGCUGUAAGUCAAUGGGUUUUAUGUUCUAACCAGUGAGUAAGUCAUUUGGCCAGGAUUCACGGGAAUUCUUGCAAAGAAACAAACGGUAUUCAAUAUCAUUGUAUGAAUGCAGGCCUUUAAUAGUCUCACACAGGUUUCCAGUCAAAGUGAAGGUCUGUAAAGUGGCUAAUUUAUGGAAAGGUAGCUUCCUGAAAGGCUGAUUAAACAGCUAAAACCAAUACUCAUGUGGCAGAUCAUGAACCACAACUAAUGCUCUUAAGGUGCCGUUGCUGUUAUUUAAUUUUCCUUAAUAUAAAAAGCCUCAUACGUUCUGUAAAUUACAAAUUGUAAUUUUUGUAAAUAUCAUACUUGAGUAUUUUUAUUCCUUGAUCAUUCUGUUUAUAUGUUUGUAUACUGUAGAAUAUAACAGCUGCUAUUUUGUGUUAGUGAUUUGUUUCAUAUUGGUGAUCUUUCCUGAAAUUUGUAACCUUUUGUAAUUUUCCUAUUUUAAUAAACACCUUAACAUUA
Oreochromis aureus is the source of this 5049-nucleotide messenger RNA. It is a transcript of the gene hgfa, whose product is annotated as hepatocyte growth factor a. The coding region runs from base 153 to 2309 and encodes 718 amino acids. Lineage: Eukaryota; Metazoa; Chordata; Actinopteri; Cichliformes; Cichlidae. The record is from RefSeq and is a predicted model, not a curated record. Gene Ontology annotation, molecular function: serine-type endopeptidase activity. Gene Ontology annotation, biological process: proteolysis. The transcript has 18 exons.